Cornus florida is the source of this 1686-nucleotide messenger RNA. Its product is annotated as F-box/LRR-repeat protein At4g14103-like. Gene Ontology annotation, molecular function: protein binding. Lineage: Eukaryota; Viridiplantae; Streptophyta; Magnoliopsida; Cornales; Cornaceae. The transcript is spliced from 5 exons. Bases 1 to 1362 code for a protein of 453 amino acids. The record is from RefSeq and is a predicted model, not a curated record.
AUGGAUUCAAAUUCAAAGCUCCUAAAGCCUGUUGAAGAAGGUGAAGCAGACUUGAUUAGCAACUUACCCAGCAGUCUCAUCCGCCACAUCAUCUCCUUCCUUCCAACAAAAAUUGUGGUGCAAACUACGGUCUUGUCCACGAAAUGGAAACAUCUCUGGACAUACGUACCUAAUCUCGACUUUGAUGAUUGGAGAGACAAUUACUGGUCAGACGAAGUAUGCUUCAUAGACUUAGUCGACAGAGUUCUCACACUUCAUGUAUCGGAUUUGCAGAAAUUCCAUAUGAAAUGUCAUGAAACAUACGAUGAUUCACAUCUUCAUUCAUGGAUUGUUGCUGCAUUGUCACCUUUUUACUUGUACUACUCUGGUAUCACUCGAACUGGUUGGUUUUUUUUUUUACGUAAUGUUCCUACAUUGGUUCGUCUACACAACCUUAAAAUCCUGUGUCUUGAUUCAAUAGAAUUCUCAGAUGAUGAAUCUGUUAAAAGGUUGUUUUCUAGCUGCCCUUUGCUUGAAGAUUUGUCUAUAAAAGGAUGCCUGUGGGGAGAAAUUACUGUGUUUAACAUUUUUGCUCCUGCUCUCAAGAGGUUGAUUAUAUAUUGUGAGACUGGUGAGGAGUUGACUAUUGAUUGCAAGUACAAGGUUGUGCUUAACACACCAAAUCUUCAACACUUUGAUUACGAUGAUUAUGUAGCCGUAGACUAUUCACUAAAUAACUUAAAUUCUAUUGUCAACGCCAAGAUUAAUUUAUUAAGCUGCAUUCCGGAAACAAGCAGCCCUGUUCGUGAUCAAUCUCUAUUAGAACUUUCUAUAGCAAAAUUUGUUGAGGGAAUAUCUAAAGUUCAGAGACUUUAUUUAUCUGGUUCUUCUGUACUGACCUUUGGGUUGCGCAGGUAUCCAUUGCCAAAGUUUCCCCAUUUAAUUUAUUUGGAUCUCGAAGAUAGAUGGAUUGGAUGGCAAAUGCUACUCGAUUUUCUUGAGAGCUCGCCACAACUGGAAACUCUAAUCUUUGCGGGUCUUUUACAAGAUCUAGGUACGGAAAACCAGACAUGCCGCUGGUAUGCGCCUGUGAAUGUGCCUUCUUGUUUGUUGUUUCAUCUCAAGGUAAUUAGAAUUGGACGUUUCCAUGGGAGGAGAGAUGGGAUGCAAAUGGCAAAGUAUUUCUUGAAGAAUUCAAGAGUUCUGAGGGAAUUUGUGACUUAUGCCUCCAAUGAGGAUUCCAGGGAGUUUCGCUGCAGAAGAUACUUACCCAGCCCACAAUUGCAAAGGCAUUUGGUUACAAAAGGAAUCUCAUACUGCGAUCUCUUGAGGGAUGACGAAGUAUUUCAAACUUGCUAUUCUUUCUCGUCGGAGUUCCGCUAACAGAUAGUUACUCAGCCCUCUAGUAGUUGGAUUUCUGCCGGAGAAAAUUAAGAGUUUAGAAUUUUAAGACCGAUCAUAUUUAUUUAUGAAAUUGGGGGAGAAGUACACAAAGAAUUCGUACUAUUCUCUUAUUUCAUAUAUUAAUAUGGAAUGUAAGCUAAAUUUCAUGGUGAUUAAGAGUGUAGAAAAAUGAAAUUGAGUGUUUCUCCUUCCCCAAUUUGCCAUAGCCCUAGAUCUAUAAGUUCAUCUCUAUCUCUCUAAAAUUUCUUUGGACUAAUAAAGAUGGUAUAUUUUGUAGUUUAAGAUUUUUUUUUUUUUUUUUUU